This is a messenger RNA of Ctenopharyngodon idella (grass carp), 1842 nucleotides long. It is a transcript of the gene smarcb1a, whose product is annotated as SWI/SNF related, matrix associated, actin dependent regulator of chromatin, subfamily b, member 1a. Gene Ontology annotation, cellular component: nucleus; nuclear chromosome. The record is from RefSeq and is a predicted model, not a curated record. Lineage: Eukaryota; Metazoa; Chordata; Actinopteri; Cypriniformes; Xenocyprididae. Gene Ontology annotation, biological process: chromatin remodeling; regulation of transcription by RNA polymerase II. Bases 96 to 1226 code for a protein of 376 amino acids. The transcript has 9 exons. Gene Ontology annotation, molecular function: transcription coregulator activity.
CUGUUUCCUAAAUGUUGUAGAGUCCGCAUACGUCAUUUUCCUGCGCCACACAGGUCGGCGCUCGCUACUCAUGUUUAGCGGAACGAGUUGCGCUAAUGUUCAACAUGGCUCUAAGCAAAACAUACGGACAAAAACCUAUUAAAUUCCAACUGGAAGAGGAUGGAGAAUUUUACAUGAUUGGAUCAGAGGUGGGAAAUUACCUGCGUAUGUUCAGAGGGUCUUUAUAUAAGCGCUACCCGUCACUUUCAAGAAGAUUAGCGACAGUAGAGGAGAGAAAGAAGAUAGUAGCAUCAUCUCACGAUCACGGUUACACCACUUUAGCCACCAGUGUGACGCUGCUGAAGGCCUCAGAAGUAGAAGAGAUAUUUGAGGGACAUGACGAGAAGUACAAGGCUGUGUCAAUCAGCACUGAACCUCCAGCUUAUCUCAGGGAGCAGAAAGCCAAGAGAAACAGUCAGUGGGUUCCCACUCUUCCCAACAGUUCCCAUCACUUAGACGCUGUGCCUUGCUCCACUACGAUUAACCGCAACCGACUGGGCCGUGACAAAAAGAGGACUUUCCCCCUCUGCUUUGAUGAUCACGACCCUGCUGUCAUUCAUGAGAAUGCCACCCAGCCUGAGAUCCUGGUGCCCAUCCGACUGGACAUGGAGAUUGACGGGCAGAAACUGCGUGAUGCUUUCACAUGGAACAUGAAUGAAAAGCUAAUGACUCCAGAGAUGUUUGCUGAAAUCCUUUGUGACGAUCUGGACCUGAGCCCACUGACCUUUGUUCCAGCCAUUGCCUCGGCCAUCAGACAGCAGAUAGAGUCCUACCCCACAGACAGCAUACUGGAUGAGCAGAUGGACCAGAGAGUCAUCAUCAAGUUAAACAUCCAUGUUGGGAACAUAUCUCUGGUGGACCAGUUUGAAUGGGACAUGUCUGAGAAGGAGAACUCUCCUGAGAAGUUUGCUCUGAAGCUGUGCUCUGAGCUGGGCCUGGGCGGAGAGUUUGUCACCACUAUCGCAUACAGCAUACGUGGCCAGCUCAGCUGGCAUCAGAGGACCUACGCUUUCAGUGAGAACCCUCUCCCCACGGUGGAGAUUGCCAUCCGAAACACAGGCGAUGCUGACCAGUGGUGUCCACUGCUGGAGACACUGACAGAUGCUGAGAUGGAGAAAAAGAUCAGGGACCAGGACAGAAACACAAGGCGGAUGAGACGACUUGCAAACACAGCCCCAGCAUGGUGAAGAUAACAGCCCUCUCCCACAACUAUGUAAAUCUGAAUAGGAAAUGCCAAUAGAGCUACAACCCAGCAUUACUGACAUAAAAACAUAGAGACAUUCCAUUGGCCAGUCCAGAUCCAGUCCCUCCAGAUCAGAGUAACUUAAUGUGAACUACAGCAACAUCUGCUCCAGUCUGGCCUAGUCAAAGCCCGUGUCGUGACCUUCCCCUGUACCCAAUAUCUGUCUGUUCAGAGACAGACGGUCUCUGUCUUGAAAUGUUGAAUUUUAUGGUAUCUUUAUUUGUCUUGUUUUGUGUUUGUGUAUAGAUGCCAUUUUGUAAACAUAAUGUGCUUUUAAAUAAAAUUAAGAUAAAAAAAAAUCUUGUUUGUUCCAAAAAGCUUGCAAAAUACUUUCAAGGAGAUUCUUGCUUCAGGGUGAAAUGAAAUAAGAGUCAGUAUUGUGUUCUGAACUAGCAAACUAAAGUGCUUUAGAUAUGGAUAAAAAAAUAAUAUGAGCCAUGUUCUUUUUUUAAAGCAGAAAAUCCAGCAACCAGAUGGCAAAAAUGAAAAUUUUAUUCAUCAGUCUUCAGACAAACAAGUUUGUAUUUAUAUUUAAAUAAACAAAAGUCUCCUUGCACAUA